CGCUGCGCGAGGGAGCUCUGCCUCAUCCCCCCGCUCUCUCCCGUAUGAGCUCUAUAUAAACAGGCCUGCCCCUCCGCGGCGCACGCGCUUCGUUCCUCCUCGUCCCCCGCCUUCGCCUCCUCUCCCCGUCUCCCUGCAGAGAGCGCCGCAAGUUGCAGGCAAGAGGGGGAUAGGAGGAGGAAGAGAGCAGGAGAUGGCAGGCUGCGGCGGAGCCAAGUCAUCGGUCUGCAUCUGCAAGGAGGAAGAGGCAUGCGUUGAGAAGAAGUACGGUGGAAUUGCACCCAAGAAGCCUUUGAUAUCCAAGGACCACGAGCGCGCCUACUUCGAUUCAGCAGACUGGGUGCUCGGCAAGCAAGCUGCAAAUAGCAGCACAAGGGCUGCUGUUGAGUCUCUGAAGCCCAAGCUGAAGUCUUCUUCUUGCCCUAUCCAGAGAACGCCUCACCACCAGCUCCCCCCUCGCAAGCCGACCUGCGCUUCCAGCUGAGACGCACGUGCAGCUGCUGGAGGGAGUGCUCGGAGCCUUGGAGGCAAGAAAGGGAGAAUGCAUGGUGCGCUCGGAUAAAUGCUUGGCCGCUGGUCCGAAAUCGUAGGGGUGGAUCAGAAGCUCGAGGUGCAAUCUGGCUACUAGCUUGGCGGUUGCAAUCUCUACUAUGUCUAUCACCAGAACGGAUUAAUUAUCAGCAUCAUGCUUAAGUUAGAUGGUACUUGGUGUAUGAACUAAAAGCUUUCUCAUUUGUGGGAAAAAGAACAUUUGUCCAUUA
Molecule: messenger RNA, 761 nt
Organism: Panicum hallii
Lineage: Eukaryota; Viridiplantae; Streptophyta; Magnoliopsida; Poales; Poaceae
Exons: 7
Coding region: 194-484 (96 amino acids)
Source: RefSeq, a predicted model, not a curated record